AUGCUCUCAAUUUCACAAUGGGAUUGGGAUUGGGAAAUUGAAGCUAAUAGCACAGCUAUAAUCACAUGUGAUCGUUCUAACAAAGAUUUCGAUCUAUGUACAAUGAAUAGUCCAACACUUUUAGACCCAACUUCAUUAACUCUCUUUGCAUUAGGUCCUCAUACAAGGAUUCAACAUCACAUCCAUAUGAAAAUCAAGCCUUUCCCUCUGAAAAAUGAUACAAAUGCAAUGUCCCCCAUUAGUGAACUCACUCUCACAUCAGCACCAUUAAAAUCAUCUCAAUGCGGUGUCACACAUCAUAGCCCAGCAUUAGUAUUCAGUGUUGGAGGGUAUACUGGAAACUUCUACCAUGACAUGAAUGAAAUUUUCAUACCACUCUUCAUCACCAUCAAUUAUUCCUUAUCCCAUGAUCAAGAUGUAAUACUUGUGAUCAUAGAUGUUAAGCCUUGGUGGUUCGAAAAGUAUGUUGAUUUAUUAUCUGCAUUUAGCCCUAACCAUAAGAUCAUCAACACAAAUAACCUAACAACCACUCAUUGCUUUCCAUCCGCGAUCGUAGGGCUGAUAAAGCAUGGACAAAUGAUCAUAGACCCUAAAUUGCUACCAAACCCUAAAACCCUUCUUGAUUUCCAUUCAUUUCUAAAACGUGCAUAUGUCAAAGAGGACAUCCCAUUUGUGUAUCUUAAUAGUAAGGGUAAGCCGAUUCUCACAUUGGUGAGUAGAAAAGGAAGUUCUAGCCGUGAUAUUUUGAACGAAGAAGAAGUCAUAAAGUUAGCUGAAGAUGUAGGGUUCAACGUACGUGUUUUGAAGCCAUCAAGAGAUUUCUCAGUAGCUGAUGCUUUUAAGUUGAUUCAUUCAAGCCAUGUAUUGUUAGGCGUGCACGGUGCAGGCCUAACAAAUUUAUUGUUCCUUAGACAAGGGUCGGUGUCGGUGCAAGUGGUGCCUAUUGGACUUGAGUGGGCCUCAGAAACUUACUAUAACAAACCAACUAAGAUUUUAGGGUUGGAGUAUGUUGAGUACAAAGUAGAGGCAAAUGAAAGUAGCUUGUCAUGGGAGUAUGGAGCUGAUAGUCUAGUGAUCAAAGAUCCAAAAGCUUAUACGGAAGGAAAAUGGGAUAAGCAACUAGUAUACCUGAAGAAGCAAAAUGUGAAAAUUGAUUUAAUUAGGUUUAGAAAUUGCUUGACAAAAGUGUAUGAGAAGGCAAAAAUAUUUAUGAAUAGUACUAGCUAG
Medicago truncatula (barrel medic) is the source of this 1227-nucleotide messenger RNA. RefSeq names its product xylan glycosyltransferase MUCI21. Gene Ontology annotation, molecular function: glycosyltransferase activity. The transcript has a single exon. Lineage: Eukaryota; Viridiplantae; Streptophyta; Magnoliopsida; Fabales; Fabaceae. The coding region runs from base 1 to 1227 and encodes 408 amino acids. The record is from RefSeq and is a predicted model, not a curated record.